CUCAGUAAGUUUGUCCUAUCUCUGCAGCAGUAGUUGGUACAGUUGGGCAGCUCGGAGCUUCGCGGACUGUUUCCACCCUGGAGAACCUGGAGAACCUCCACCGGUUCUCUUAACCUCAGCUCCGGUGUAACGUCAACCCUGACGGACCCUCCGCUCUAUCCUGAAGAACACACCUGGACUCGGUGCACCUGUUCCGGUCGGGUCUUCACUGUGAGCCGGAGCUAGCUGAGCUGGAAGGCUAGCGGGGCGUUAGCAGAGCAGGCAGCGGGGUGAAGGCUCGGUCCGGACGGCAGCAUGGCCGCGGGGAGCCUCAGCCAGGCGGCGGAGGAGAAGGUAGCGAGCCGGAGCCAGAGCGAAGUGAACAGGAGGUUGAAGUACAUCAGCCUGGCCGUGCUCGUGGUCCAGAAUGCUUCGCUCAUCCUCAGCAUCCGAUACGUCCGCACGUUGCCCGGCGACCGCUUCUUCACCACGUCGGCCGUGGUGAUGGCGGAGGUGCUGAAGGUGCUGACGUGUCUGCUCAUCGUCCUGCUGCAGAAGAGAUUCAACCUUAAAGAGACGGCGUUCUUACUCUUCGACUCCAUCGUGGUUCAGUAUAAAGACACUCUGAAACUCGCCGUUCCUUCGCUCAUUUACACGCUACAGAACAACCUGCAGUACAUCGCCAUCUCCAACCUGCCGGCCGCCACCUUCCAGGUGACGUACCAGCUGAAGAUCCUGACCACGGCUCUGUUCAGCGUCAUGAUGUUGAGGAAGUCUCUGUCCAGAGUUCAGUGGGUUUCUCUGCUGCUGCUGUUCGGAGGAGUCGCCAUCGUACAGGUGCAGCAGGAGGGGAAGAAGGAGGCGUCGGUCUCCGAUAGCUCCGGUCAGAACUACACGGUGGGUCUGGUUGCCGUGGUGAUCAGCUGUCUGUCGUCGGGUUUCGCAGGCGUUUACUUUGAGAAGAUCCUGAAGGGCAGCUCGGCGUCCGUGUGGAUGAGAAACGUGCAGCUGGGGAUCUUCGGCAUGGCGCUCGGCAUGCUGGGACUGUGGUGGAACGACGGCGCCGCGGUCGCCGAGCACGGCUUCCUGUUCGGCUACACGGGCAUGGUGUGGUGCGUCAUCUUCAACCAGGCGUUCGGUGGGCUGCUGGUCGCCGUGGUGGUGAAGUACGCGGACAACAUCCUGAAGGGCUUCGCCACCUCCUUCUCCAUCAUCGUCUCCACCGUGGCGUCCAUCCACCUGUUCGGCUUCCACGUGGACCUGCUCUUCACGGCGGGGGCGGGGCUCGUCAUCGGCGCCGUCUACAUGUACAGCCUCCCCAAAGCGCCCGGCGGCUCCUCGUCCCCGAGCUCCUCCUCCUUGUCUUCCUCGGCGUCUUCGGCGUCGCCGAGGACGGACGGAGGCGAAGAGAUGGAGGCGUUUCUGCCAAAGUGUGCAGGUAAACAAAAAGGAUCCUGAGCGACGGACAGACGGAUUGCUGCCUUCAUCCUGACGACGUCCAAACAAAAACAAAACGUUUAUUUCUUUUACUCAACUUCCUGUUUCAGAACUACAGCCCCCCCCGCUGGUGUAACACGGUACUGCAGCCAUAUCAUGAUACUGUUUUAAAAACGUGCUUAGUUCCAGGUGAGCUGCCUGUCAUGUUCACUCCCAGAUAUGUGUGUGUGCCUUUAAUCUCAGGAGAGGAACAGUGAACAUUUUAACUCCUCAGCUUUAAGAAGUUUUAAAAGUUCAACGUUUUGGAUGCAGAAAUUUUACUUAUUUGAACUUUGACUGAAGAUGAAUAUCUGAGUACCUCUUCAGACGUCGUGCUGCUGAAAUAUUUCAACAUGAUAAUAAGCAUUUCUUUAGAGUCAACAGUCAAACUGAACUCUGACUUUUACUCAGAUGUGUUUUAAAAUCAGAGAUAAGAGACGGAGGAAUAUUUAAAGCCAGUGAACAAAAUAUUUUAUUAUAUUUAUUUUACUUCUGAUGCCUGUCAACAUUUCAAACUCAAAGGUAGUAUUUAUUAUUAAGACGUGAAUUUCUUUAAAUGAAUGAAUGCAACAUUUUAAACAUGAAGUCAAACUCCCUCUGGGUGUGUUGUUCUCAGCUCUGUGUUCACACCGACGGGACGGCGAGGAUCAAACAUGUUGUUAUAAGCCGUUUCCAUACUAAGAGAGAGACUGGUGCUAAAGUGCAACGUCCACUCUGAACGUCUCGAUCAUACCUUUAAUGUUUAGCACAGAAAACUUUUAUGUCAUUUCCUGUUAAAGUUUUAAACACUAAAGUGCCUCAGCGCUGAAAACGACCAGCGGAGAACUGAAUUAAGCUGAAAGAGAAAGUCGACCUCAAGUGACCUUUAAGGUGAAAGUUUACAGUGUUUCUCACCUCGCUGCCUCCUGAACAGUCUGCGUCUGUUUUUAAAGCUUUAUGUCAAACUGAGACAUUAAAGAGGAAAUCAAACAUCAUGCUGUCACAAACUGUUUCUUUCCCUU
This is a messenger RNA of Labrus mixtus (cuckoo wrasse), 2456 nucleotides long. RefSeq names its product solute carrier family 35 member 2 (gene slc35a2). Gene Ontology annotation, biological process: pyrimidine nucleotide-sugar transmembrane transport. The record is from RefSeq and is a predicted model, not a curated record. Gene Ontology annotation, molecular function: UDP-galactose transmembrane transporter activity. NCBI's taxonomy places the organism in Eukaryota, Metazoa, Chordata, Actinopteri, Labriformes, Labridae. Gene Ontology annotation, cellular component: Golgi membrane. Bases 295 to 1437 code for a protein of 380 amino acids. The transcript is spliced from 5 exons.